Gongylonema pulchrum is the source of this 240-nucleotide messenger RNA. The record is from the annotation of a GenBank genome assembly. NCBI's taxonomy places the organism in Eukaryota, Metazoa, Nematoda, Chromadorea, Rhabditida, Gongylonematidae.
AUGGAGAGUAUUCUUGUUGGGACUCGCACUCGUGUCGACUGCCGGACUGCACUGCCAUCACGUCUUGCCUUUUUAUAUCGUCCACUGACACUAGCCUCGUCCAAUUUGGUUUCGUCAUUUGAUCUAUCCAUCGCUUGUUCUGGCCUUCGUGAUUCGUCCAAAAUGACCGAUUCCGACAGGCCUUCUGGCAGGUUUUCCAGUAUGUUCCCACCGGUUCCAGCGAAACGUUUUCUUAACUGA